This is a messenger RNA of Charadrius vociferus (killdeer), 1796 nucleotides long. RefSeq names its product family with sequence similarity 198, member B (gene GASK1B). Gene Ontology annotation, cellular component: Golgi apparatus. Lineage: Eukaryota; Metazoa; Chordata; Aves; Charadriiformes; Charadriidae. The transcript is spliced from 4 exons. Bases 1 to 1647 code for a protein of 548 amino acids. The record is from RefSeq and is a predicted model, not a curated record.
AUGCUGUUUUCAUCAUGUGGAUUCACUAGAGAAAUGACCACCUUUGAUCAACCAAGUAAAAUCAAAAACUUGUUUAUUUGCUGCCUGUGCCCCUCACGGGUGCUGAGGCUCUGGACUUGCAGGCGCCCAAGGACAAGGAGGAAUCUGCUGGCGGGCACUGCAUGUGUGAUCUACCUGGGAUUCCUCGUCAGUCAAGUGGGUCACGUUUUACCCCAGCACAAAGGAGGACACCGAAAGAUCAGUUCCAGAAGUCUCCAAGAUGCAGCCCAAACUCCUUUUCUGGGCAUCCCACUGGAUGGCACCCUGUCACCACCCAAUUUCCAGGAACCCCAGGUUGGCAGCAAUGGGACCUUACUGCCACCCAAUGUAGUUUACAUCACCCUGCGGUCUAAGCGCAGCAAGCCUGCCAAUAUCCGAGGCACGGUGAAGCCAAAGCGCAGGAAGAAACAUGCAACUCCUUUGUCCUACGGGCAGCACUUUCCAAAAGCUGCUUUUGUGGGCCGAGAAGAUGCCUUUGCCCAACAGCCAGGGAGGGCCACACAUGCUGCAGGCACAAUGGGAGCAGCAGUAGCUCUGGAGGCCAGAAGACACCAGCUGGAUGGACACAGGCAUAGAGGAAUGGUAAUCAGGGAGCCUGGUCACCAGAGACCAAGGGGGAUUUCUGGAGCUAUAAAGGCACAGCCCCAGCCUGAGGAAAGCAAUAUCAGGAUUUACAGCGAGAGCUCUCCCUCUUGGCUGAGCAAAGACGACAUCCUAAACAUGCGCAUGCUGGCAGAUUCUCAGAUAGAGAGCAUCCAAGAAGUGCCUUCUCACAAAGCAGUCCUGGUAGUAUUUGCAAGAGGUCCCAGCACGACAGGAACUUCUUGUAAUCAGGGGUACUGUGGCGUCGUCAAAAGACCCCUCGACAUGAGUGAGGUGUUUGCCUUUCAUUUGGACAGGAUCUUGGGGCUAAACAGGAGCUUACCUUCUGUAAGCAGGAGAUCAGAGUUCUUCCAAGAUGGUCAAGCCUGUCCUGUUAUUCUCUGGGAUUCCUCACUGAGUCCAACAGAUAAUAGUACCCAUUCUUCAGUGAGAUUAACCUGGGGGCAAUAUCAGCAGCUAUUGAAGCAGAAAUGCUGGCAGAACGGUAAAGUUCCCAAAGCUGAGUGGGGCUGUACUGAAAUCCAUCAUCAUGAGUGGUCCAAGAUGGCACUCUUUGAUUUUCUUCUGCAGAUCUAUAAUCGACUAGACAGAAACUGCUGUGGAUUCAAACCUCUCAAGGAGGAUUCCUGUGUGCAGCAAGGACUGAAGUUGCAAUGUAGUGAUCAGGAUGCUGUUGACCUGACACACAUAGUUCAGAGAAGGCAUGACCGAAGGCACUUGGCCUUUAUAGACAAUAAGGGUUUCUUUGACAGGAACGAGGACAAUCUUGACUUCAAAAUACUACAAGGAAUCAAUGAAUUCCCUGAAUCUGCAGUUUCAGUGCUGAGGAGCCAGCGUUUACGUGAGAAGUUGCUUCAGUCUUUGUUCCUUGACAAAAUAUACUGGGAGAGCCAAGGAGGCAGAAAAGGAAUUGAAAAGCUUAUUGAUGUAAUAGAAAGGAGGUCCAAAAUUCUUCUUACUUAUAUAAAUGCACAUGGAGCCAAAGUAUCGCCCAUGAAUGAAUGAAGCAGUCUUGUUUCUAUCUGAGAGACAGUCUUUAGAAAAAUUUGUAUGAGGCAAAAGCUAACAGUAAAAUUGAUUUAAUUCAUAAGCUUAUUUGAUUUUUAUUUUUUCCAGGCUUUAAAGUUUAUUCUAAAAUAGGAAAUCUUACAUGG